Messenger RNA from Myxocyprinus asiaticus (Chinese sucker), 1841 nucleotides. It is a transcript of the gene atp6v1h, whose product is annotated as ATPase H+ transporting V1 subunit H. Gene Ontology annotation, molecular function: proton-transporting ATPase activity, rotational mechanism. The coding region runs from base 97 to 1542 and encodes 481 amino acids. NCBI's taxonomy places the organism in Eukaryota, Metazoa, Chordata, Actinopteri, Cypriniformes, Catostomidae. Gene Ontology annotation, biological process: proton transmembrane transport. The transcript is spliced from 14 exons. Gene Ontology annotation, cellular component: vacuolar proton-transporting V-type ATPase, V1 domain; lysosomal membrane. The record is from RefSeq and is a predicted model, not a curated record.
AUCACGUGAUAUUGAACCCGUGACGUUUUGUUGCGAUUUGACAGCUCAGAGGCAUCAGUUUUUAAGGUCCUGAUAUAGAAUAACAGAGAGGUCAAGAUGGAUAUCCGAGGGGCCGUGGAUGCUGCCGUCCCGACCAACAUCAUCGCAGCCAAGGCCGCAGAGGUCCGAGCAAACAAGGUCAACUGGCAGUCCUAUCUCCAGGGCCAAAUGAUCUCAGCUGAGGACUGUGAUUUCAUUAAGAAGUUUGAAGUUGCCAACUCUGAGGAUAAGCAAACAAUUCUGACCAAAGAAGGACAUCAGUGUGCAAAGACCUUCCUCAACCUGAUGGCUCAUAUUUCCAAGGAGCAAACAGUUCAGUACAUCUUGACCCUGAUUGACGACACGCUGCAGGAAAAUCAUCAGAGAGUGAAUAUUUUCUUUGAUUAUGCCAAGAAGACUAAGAACACAGCCUGGUCGUAUUUCCUCCCAAUGCUGAACCGUCAAGACCUCUUUACUGUUCACAUGGCUGCGAGGAUCAUAGCCAAGCUGGCUGCCUGGGGUCGUGACCUAAUGGAGGGCAGUGACCUGAACUACUACUUCAACUGGAUUAAAACCCAGCUCAGCUCUCAGAAACUACAUGGUACAGGUGCAGAACCCGGAACAGGAACCAUCUCUCCCAGUGAAAGCUCGCAGUACGUUCAGUGUGUCGCCGGUUGCCUGCAACUAAUGCUCAGAGUGAAUGAAUACAGAUUCGCCUGGGUGGAAGCUGACGGAGUGAACUGCAUCACAGCAGUGCUGAGCAAUAAGUGUGGCUUCCAGCUGCAGUACCAGAUGAUCUUCUGCGUGUGGCUUCUGGCCUUCAGCCCUCAACUCUGCGAACAGCUGCGGCGCUACAACGUGGUACCAGCGCUCUCUGACAUCCUCCAGGAGUCCGUCAAAGAGAAGGUCACUCGCAUAAUCCUGGCUGCAUUCAGGAACCUGCUGGAGAAGUCUGCUGAAAGAGAGACUCGUCAAGAAUACGCUCUUGCCAUGAUCCAGUGCAAAGUGCUUAAACAGCUGGAGAACCUGGACCAGCAGAAAUACGAUGAUGAAGACAUUACUGAUGACAUCAAGUUUCUGCUUGAGAGACUGGGAGAGAGCGUUCAGGAUCUCAGCUCUUUCGAUGAGUACAGCUCUGAGCUGAAGUCUGGCCGUCUGGAGUGGAGUCCAGUGCACAAAUCCGAGAAGUUCUGGAGGGAAAAUGCUGUUCGCCUAAAUGAGAAGAACUAUGAGCUGCUGAAGAUACUGACCAGGUUGUUGGAAGUGUCGGAUGACCCUCAGGUUAUUGCUGUUGCAGCUCAUGAUGUGGGAGAAUACGUGAGACAUUACCCUCGGGGCAAGAGGGUGAUCGAGCAGCUGGGUGGUAAACAGCUGGUGAUGAACCACAUGCAUCAUGAAGAUCAGCUUGUCCGUUAUAAUGCUCUGCUGGCUGUCCAGAAGCUCAUGGUCCAUAACUGGGAGUACCUGGGGAAGCAGUUGCAGUCCACUGAACAGUCAACUCCUGCUGUGGCGGCCCGAAGCUGAACUGCUCCUGUGCUUAAGUGUGCUUGAGUCUGUGUGUUUGAUCCAGUGUCUUUUGUGUGAUUGUAGAUGUGUGUUAUAUAAUGAAUAUGUCAAACAAAGAACAUUGAGUGAGUUGAUAUAUUGUACCGUGACAUUAUAAUUGACCAUUUGUGUUGUGCUUUUUCUCAUUGUGUAAAGUUGUGUGUUGAUGUAGCAAAUUCACAUUAUGUAAUCUAAAUCAGAGUAACAAGAAAUGUUAUUUAUGUCUUAAGUGCAAAGCAAUGAGUAUGCAUUCCAAUAAAGAGUCUGAUGCAACAGGA